Messenger RNA from Dichotomopilus funicola, 2346 nucleotides. Its product is annotated as indole-3-glycerol phosphate synthase-domain-containing protein. Gene Ontology annotation, biological process: L-tryptophan biosynthetic process. Gene Ontology annotation, molecular function: indole-3-glycerol-phosphate synthase activity; anthranilate synthase activity; phosphoribosylanthranilate isomerase activity. The transcript is spliced from 2 exons. The record is from RefSeq and is a predicted model, not a curated record. Bases 1 to 2346 code for a protein of 781 amino acids. NCBI's taxonomy places the organism in Eukaryota, Fungi, Ascomycota, Sordariomycetes, Sordariales, Chaetomiaceae. Gene Ontology annotation, cellular component: cytosol.
AUGCCGGCCACACCAGACAUCAUCGACCAUUCCCCCCACCACCCUGACCCCUCGCCCCUUGUCCCAACGGCCACCAAUCUUGUGCUGAUCGACAACUACGACUCCUUCACCUGGAACGUCUACCAGUACCUCGUAUUGGAGGGCGCCAAUGUGACUGUGUUCCGCAACGACAAGAUCUCGCUCGAUGAGCUGAUCGCCAAGAAGCCGACCCAGCUGGUCAUCAGCCCCGGGCCAGGGCACCCGGGCACCGACUCGGGGGUCAGCCGCGAUGCCAUCAAGCACUUUGCCGGCAAGAUCCCCAUCUUUGGGGUGUGCAUGGGGCAACAAUGCAUCUUCGACGUCUACGGCGGGGAGGUGAGCUUCGCCGGCGAGAUUUUACACGGCAAGACCUCGCCCCUGAGCCACGAUGCCAAGGGCGUCUACGCCGGCCUGAACCAGGGCCUGCCCGUCACCCGCUACCACUCGCUGGCCGGCACCCACGUCACCCUCCCCGGCUGUCUCGAGGUCACCUCGUGGAUUGCCAACGAGGACGGCUCCAAGGGCGUCAUUAUGGGCGUGCGCCACAAGGAGUACACCAUCGAGGGCGUGCAGUUCCACCCCGAGAGCAUCCUGUCUGCCGAUGGCCGUGGCAUGCUGCGGAACUUCUUGCGUCUGCAAGGAGGGACCUGGGCUGAGAACGAACGGCUGCAACAACAAACAGCUGCUGCAGCCGAUCACGACGACAAGGCGAAAGGGGCCGCUACCCCGACUUCGAGCCUGCCUGAGCACACCAAGACCGGCGGCAGCAACAACAUUCUCCAAAAAAUCUACGCCCACCGAAGAGCCGCCGUGGCCGCCCAGAAAGAAAUCCCCUCGCAGCGCCCGUCCGACCUGCAAGCGGCCUACGAUCUGAACCUCGCGCCGCCGCAGAUCUCGCUCAUCGACCGCCUGCGCAACUCCCCCUUCGACGUGGCCCUGGCCGCCGAGAUCAAGCGGGGGUCACCCUCCAAGGGCAUCUUCGCCCUCGACAUUGACGCGCCCACCCAGGCCCGCAAGUACGCCCUGGCCGGCGCCAGCGUCAUCUCGGUGCUGACCGAGCCCGAGUGGUUCAAGGGUAGCAUCGAGGACCUGCGGGCCGUGCGCCAGGUACUCGCCGGCAUGCCCAAUCGUCCGGCCGUGCUGCGCAAGGAGUUUAUCUUUGAGGAGUACCAGAUCCUCGAGGCGCGACUCGCCGGCGCCGACACCGUGCUCCUGAUCGUCAAGAUGCUCGCCCCCGACGUGCUCACGCGGCUGUACCAGUACUCGCUGUCCCUAGACAUGGAGCCGCUGGUGGAAGUGCAGAACGCGGACGAGAUGGCCGUCGCCAUCCAGCUCGGCGCCAAGGUCAUCGGCGUCAACAACCGCAAUCUGGAGAACUUUGAGGUCGACCUCGGCACCACCGGCCGGUUGCGCAGCAUGGUGCCCAAGGACACGUUCCUGCUCGCCCUCAGCGGCAUCAACUCCCACCAGGACGUGCUCGACUGCAAGCGCGACGGCGUCAACGGAGUUCUAGUGGGUGAAGCCAUCAUGCGUGCCCCCGACGCAUCCAAGUUCAUCCGGGAACUCUGCGCCGGCCCAGACGCACCCGCACCCACCUCGAACCAAAACAACCCCCUCCUCGUCAAGAUCUGCGGCACCCGCAGCGCCGAAGCCGCCACCGCAGCCAUCCAAGCCGGCGCCGACCUCGUCGGCAUGAUCCUCGUCCCCGGAACAAAACGGUGCGUAUCCCACGAAACCGCCCUCGCCAUCUCCGAAGCCGUGCACGCCGCCCGUCAGACCACCACACCCACCCCCGACACCACCACGGAUUUCCAAAUCCCCCAAACAGCAACCGACUUCUUCACCCUCACCACCACCACCCUCCGCCACCGCACCCCCCUCCUAGUAGGCGUCUUCAUGAACCAACCCCUCUCCGACGUCCUAGAAAAACAACGCCUCUACAACCUCGACCUCAUCCAACUCCACGGCUCCGAACCCCUCGAAUGGGCCUCCCUCAUCCCCGUCCCGGUAAUCCGCAAAUUCAAACCGGGCCAAACCGGUCUCGGCGUGCGUGGAUUACACGCCCUGCCGCUGUUGGAUUCGGGCGCUGGGUCGGGGAAGACGCUUGAUGCGGAGGCUGUGAAGAAGACGUUGGAGGGGGAUGGGGAGUUGAGGGUUUUGUUGGCUGGGGGGUUGGAGCCGGGGAAUGUGGCGGAGGCGGUUAAGGGGUUGGGGGAACUGGGGGGGAGGGUGGUCGGGGUUGAUGUUAGUAGUGGGGUGGAGGUGGAGGGGAGGCAGAGUUUGGAGAGGAUCGGGGAGUUUGUGAAGGCUGCUAAGGCUAUUAGGUAG